AUGAAACUGACUUUCAAGAAUAAACAACAGUUCAACCAAGGAGGUUACCCCCAGCAGCCAGGCAGACCUGGAGGUUAUCCUUACCAAGGAGGUUACCCCCAGCAGCCAGGAUACCCAGCAGGAGGUAAUCCAGCUGGUGGUUACCCUGAUCAGGGUUACCCAUAUGGAGGAGUUUAUGGAGGGUAUCCAGGUGGAUACAUGAACUACAACCCAAACCACAAAAUCCUGAGCCCUUACUAUGGAGGCAGCUUUGGAUUUGGGGGCCAUGGCAUUGGGGGUGGCUCUCCCUUCUCCCAGUCAGUUCAGGCAAUGGGUGUUUAUCCCAAGAAAUCCAGGGGGUUUGGGCGCAGCGCAGUGAUGGCAGCAGCUGGAGGUGCCAUGGCAGGAAUGCCCCUGGGCUACGGGCUGGGGAGGUUCCCUCGUCCUCACUUCCACUUCCACAGCCCCCAGGAGGAGUACUACUACAACCACUACAUGUACAGGAAAUAUGGUGCCAGGUCUACUGAUGCUGAUGACUAUGGCCGAGACUACAGGUACAGCAAACCCCCUGAGACAGCUUCAUGGACUCGUUCAUGA
Paralichthys olivaceus (Japanese flounder) is the source of this 576-nucleotide messenger RNA. The record is from RefSeq and is a predicted model, not a curated record. Lineage: Eukaryota; Metazoa; Chordata; Actinopteri; Pleuronectiformes; Paralichthyidae.